Copidosoma floridanum is the source of this 1460-nucleotide messenger RNA. RefSeq lists its product as uncharacterized. The record is from RefSeq and is a predicted model, not a curated record. NCBI's taxonomy places the organism in Eukaryota, Metazoa, Arthropoda, Insecta, Hymenoptera, Encyrtidae.
AGAAUUUCAAAGCUUUCAAAAAAUGUUUCCUCUGCGCGACUCAUCGAGCACUUGGUCAUCGAGGACCGACGAUGAAUCUUUCGGAUGGCGGAUCGGCACCGAACCACAUUACCAAAUAACCGAAGAUACCUCCACCGUAAAUCCAGACGAACCGACGAACUCGCCGCACCAACAACCCCAAUCCGUAUCGUCCGUUGACUCCGGAACGUCGAGUGGUAACUUUGGCCCCGUCCAAAGCCCGGCGUCUCCCAUCCAAGAUAACUCCUCGGACUCGGAGGAGAAGGAAGAGGACGAGGAGACGACCGAGUACAUCGAGCUCCAGCUGCUGGGAGCCAACGACGAGGAGGACGAGAAAUCAUUCGACUACGGGCGCAGCGCUUUUUGCUACACACCCGAGAGGCUGGUCAAGUGCGGCGAGUUCCGCGUACUGGCGCCCUCGCCCAGGUUCCGUCCGGAUUUCGAAGGGCUCGAGACUGCCGAGGCGAGACUCGCUUCUGACGUUGGCGGGGAAGAGAUGAACGGAGCAACGCAGUUGGCCAGAUUACUACAGAGCCCGCAGCGUUACAGUAGUGACACCUCAUCUUUAUUAAAGCCGUCAAGUUGCAAGCGGUGCUGCCCGGUGAGGUAUGGUGACGGUGAAGUUGUACUUCACACCAAACACUGUCCCCGUGACUCGGAGAAUCGAACGCCAGCUGACUUGCAGUCACAGAGUUGUUCAGAACACGACUACACGUCCUGUACGAAGAGACAAACGGAGGAGGACAGCCCAAAGGCAAAAGACGCGACAGGGCAGAAAAUUGCUGACGACAGUAGCGGGGUGUCGUCGGUGGACGGGCUGACGGGGACGCGUGGUGGUGACGACUGGAGCUGUUGCGGUAGCGAAGUACUGGAUGACAAUGCAGAUACACACAGCAUAUUGACUUCCCGACGGGUCUCCAGCGAGCUUGCCUACGUCUCGCUUGAGUUUGACGAACAGAACGCCCAAGGACCAUCAGAUGCGAGUGGAUUAAUUACAGUCCUCGAAGUGGAGCGCACAACGGCCCAUAACUUCCACAGCCUCUUGCGUCUACCAAGUACUGAUCCCGAGUACCUGGCAAGGCUGGCUUUGGCCGUGGAACCCAAAGUCAGACCUACCAUAAGGAUCAUUUCCACUGACACGGAAGUACAAAUCGAACGGCUGAGGGACAAGGUGGACCGACUCCAGGGAAAUAGUAAGAUGCUCUACGAAGAGUUAUCGCUGCUCAAGAGGGACUUUGCGAUGGACGAGUGUAGAGUCAACCAUUUGUCAGAAGACAUAGGCAAACUUCAAACUGAAGUUCAUGAGCUGAGGUACCUGGACGAUCUUCUCAAGCUCCUGAGGGGCGAGCUCGAAAGGGUUUCCGACCAAAUUUGGCCCUUCAGCGUCAGACACGCAAAACGCGGAACUGAAGAAAUAAAUCUCAUUGUUUGAUUCUCGCCGA